AUGAGCCCGUCGUCCUCGCCGGAGAUAUCAAGCCUCAACGUUGUCGACCUCCGUGCAGAGUAUGCGGCCCGGAGACUCUCGCCAGUCGACGUCGUGCGGCACGUCUAUGGUAGAAUAUCCUCGUACCAGAACCAUGACCCGGCCGUCUGGAUCUACCUGAUCCCCGAAUCCCAAGCAGUGAGGCGCGCAGAGGAACUGGUGGACACGUACUACAGGUCCGACCCCGACCUCCCUCUCCCGCCGCUGUUCGGGAUCCCGUUCUCCGUCAAAGAUUCGAUCGACAUCAAGGACCUCCCGACGACGCUCGCGUGCCCGACGUUCGCUCAUACAGCGACGGAAACAGCACCGGCGAUCUCGCGAAUCCUUGCCGCGGGCGGGAUCCUCGUGGGCAAAACCAACCUCGACCAAUUUGCCACCGGGCUAACCGGUGUGCGCUCUCCCUGGGGCGCGCCUCGCUGCGUGUUCGACGCCGAUUACGUCUCGGGGGGGAGUUCGUCGGGCUCGGCCGUGAGCGUCGCCGCGUCCUUGGUCUCCUUCACCGUCUGCACGGACACGGGAGGCAGCACCAGGGUGCCCGCGGCGCUCAAUGGCGUCGUCGGCCUGAAACCCACGCUGGGGACCAUCAGCACCGAAGGCUUGUUCCCCGCGUGCAAGAACAUCGACUGUGUGUGCGUCAUGGCCCGAACGGUGGAUGAUGUCGAGCAGGUCUGGGGAGUGAUGAGAGCAUUUGACGAGCGAGACGUGUUUGCCCGUCGCGAGCUGCCCGCGUGGGAACCCUGGAAGGAUCCAAUCCGCUUUGCCAUCCCACCCGAAGACGUCCUCCACGACAUCUCACCUGCCUACCUCGGACUGUUCCAGAACGUAGUCACGGCCCUCCGAGGCCGCAAGGAAUGGUGCAUCGAGGCCCCCGCGGGAUCUUUCGACUACGGGCCCUUCUCCGCGGCGAACCAGAUGCUGUACGACUCGUCGAUCGUGGCCCAACGCCUGCUCGCGUUCGAGCCGUACAUCCACACCCACGGCCUCAACUCGCUACAUCCGGCCAUCCAGACGACAUUCCAACAAGCGCUAGACCAGCAUUUCACGGCCGAGCGCGCGUACGCCGACAUCUUCACGCUCGCACAACACAAGCGGCACGCCGAGGUGCAGUUCCGCGACCAGAUCGACGUGCUCGUCGUGCCCAGCACCGUCGACCACUUCACCGUCGCGCAGCUCGAGAUGGAGCCCAUGGCGCGCAACAAGGUCCUGGGCCGCUUCACAAACUUCGUCAAUCUCCUCGACUUGGCGGCCGUCAGCGUCCCCGCCGGCGCGUGGGUGAACCCCAACGGUAAGAAAUUGCCCUUUGGCGUCACGGUGAUUGGCCAGGCGGGCAAGGACAGGGAGCUCAUGGCCUUUGGGAGGGAGCUCAUCAGGGUCAUGGCGGAGGAGGUGUAA
Molecule: messenger RNA, 1431 nt
Organism: Fonsecaea multimorphosa CBS 102226
Lineage: Eukaryota; Fungi; Ascomycota; Eurotiomycetes; Chaetothyriales; Herpotrichiellaceae
Exons: 1
Coding region: 1-1431 (476 amino acids)
Molecular function (GO): catalytic activity
Source: RefSeq, a predicted model, not a curated record